Anarrhichthys ocellatus (wolf-eel) is the source of this 2383-nucleotide messenger RNA. RefSeq lists its product as uncharacterized. The record is from RefSeq and is a predicted model, not a curated record. The transcript has 5 exons. Lineage: Eukaryota; Metazoa; Chordata; Actinopteri; Perciformes; Anarhichadidae. Gene Ontology annotation, cellular component: cell-cell junction; membrane. The coding region runs from base 73 to 852 and encodes 259 amino acids.
UUCUGAAAAAAAAGGAAGAGGUUGCGUCCAGGGUCUUUACACUCUCUGUCUGUGCGUUGCCACUCGGCAACAAUGAAACUUCAAAUCCUCCUCAUUCUGUUCCUCCACGUGGCACCAGUUAAAUCUCUCAGGGAGGUCUUUGGGUACCUCGGGGAUAACGUCACCUUGCCCUCAGGAGCCGACCCGUCAUGGAAGCUCUCCUCAAUGGAGUGGUCAAUAUUCCCAAACAACACUUGGAUCGCCACCUAUCGUAGCGAGAUUAAGAACAUCGAUCGAUUCGCUCAGUACAAAGGGAGACUCAGUCUCAACAUCACUACAGGUGACCUGAUGAUUUAUAAUUUGACCUCAAAGGAUGCCAUGGAAUACACUGUAGACCUCAUCAAUACUAAAGGACAGUCCAGCGGAAACAAGGCUAAGGUCACAGUGAGACAACGCCUCCAGAAACCGACCAUUCUGACCUUUGCACAUGAAACCGGAGACUGUCACAGGUUGCUGAAAUGUUACUCAACGGAUACAGGUGUACAAUUGUCCUGGCAGGGAAUACCUCCGAGCGGGACCGCCUACAACUCGACUAAUCCUGACGACAACUCCGUAGUUCUUUUCGCAUUAUUCAACACCACCCAGAAGCAAGUUGAAUUAACCUGCACCUCCUGCAGGAACACGGAGAAGGCCUCAAGUGUUAUCACUUUAAAGUGUGACGGUAAGAAGCCUGAGCAUCAACCCCCGCCGCGUCCUCGGCCAGAUCUUUGGUUCAGGGAAAGAUAUGGUAUCGCUUAUUUGGUCGGAGGCAUCCUGGGAAGUAUUCUGAUAGUAGCUAUAGUUUGCUUUUUCAGCGGUGAGAGGAAGAAAUGAAUGAAAUAAAUGAAUGUAUUUAGGUUCAUGGAAACAGUGAAAACAAUGUACAGUGGACAAUGGACAGUUUAAAAAAACACAGAUGCACUGAAAGAUGUUCAAUGAUGGUGGCUACACUUUAUUGUACUGCUGUUAAGGAUAUGGAGUAUUUUUCCUCUGGUUCUCGUGACUUGUUUUUUUUGUUAUCCGGUCAAAUGGGAACUUUUUAUUUUUGUAAAAACACUUUUUAACUUUGGAAAUUGGGAGGUGCUGCAGUCCUGGUUCAUUGUUAAUUUCAAUGUUUCUGCAUAAGUAUACAAGCACCUUUGUACACACCUUUCAAAAAAGCAGUGUUAUGUAUAUGUUACUGUUAUGUCAUCUAUUUUGUUUGUAUUGUAAUUGCUUUUAUUGUUUCUGUUUUUACCAUGAAAAGUGCCUUUGAGUACCUUGUAAAGCGCUAUACAAAUCAAAUGUAUUAUUAUUAUUAUUAUACUAUUACUUUUUGUACUCAGUGCACUUUUGAGACUUUGUUUAAUCUCAAUCUCUUUGUUGUUGCUACUGUCCAUGUUACCAUUGUGACUGAAGUAUUGUAAAUACAUUGAUGUGGAAGAGUAACUUUUUUUACUGUUACGCUCGUUAAAGUAGGUGCGUGAAUUUAUAUCAAUAUACCAAAUGUUUUUUUUACAAAAUAGUACAGUUGGGUGUGAUAAAAGUUAUUUAUGUUAGCUUUCAUAUGUGGCAAAACAUGUCAAAAAUCUGCUGUUGUAUGUAUUUAAAAAAUGUGUUUAUCUAUUGUAUGUUGUCUACUGUUUGCAAACCAAAUUGCCCCUCAGGGAGAUUAAAGUCUAUCCAAUCCAACAAUUCUGAUAAAUGCUUAUUCAUGUGUGGCAUCGCUGUCUCAUUUCAAAUAACAGCCCAAAACGCUUCGAUUUAACAACAUGCUUGCAAAAAGAGACUUAAUGACAGUAAAUGUAAUUUAAUAUGACCACCUUUGCACAAGCUGAAACAAAUACAUUUUUACAAAUAAAAAUAUAAUCUCUGUAUUUACACAAUUUACAACACUGUUAAUACAAUUUGAGCUCUUUGGCUCUCAAAAUAUAAUAGACGUUUUAUGUUUGUCUUAUAUCAGGAAAAGGUGCCAAAGAUAGAAAAUGUACAAAAGUGUGACACUGUGUUGCACGCUUCCUUCGCGAUAUUAACCAUACAUAUUUUAUACAUAUUUUAUGAACCACGAAUAUCGAUCUACUUCUGUUUCUAACUCAAAGGACAUGUAAACUGUACAUUGUGCUGUGACCCUCUAGGGAAUCUCUUGGUAGGGCUACACAGAGGCCUUACUCAUGCGACUCAACUGGAUCUUGUCGUACACAGUCUGGGGCUAGAUGUGUGACAAAAGGAGGGGAAAAAGACAAAAAAACAAAUAUUGUUUAUGUAUAUCUGUAUUUAUAAUCAAUACAAGUGAAGCAAAAGUACACUGUAGCCACAUGCCGUAUGUCGUAAACUUAAAUUCAGUCUCAUCUGCAAGAACCUCCAGGGUAAAGGUGUUGUUCUUACC